AUGGAGCCUCAGCUUUCUCGAAGAUCUUCUGCGUCAAUUUCUGGAUCUUCAUGCAAUACUUCGUUUGAGCAUAUCCUUAUGCAUCCUUCUGAAUUUAGAAACUCAUAUCAGAUCCGCACAAGCCAAAGUCUGUCAUCAAUUAAUAACGAUCCUGAAUCGUCAUUUAUAGGGAGUGUAUAUAACUUGGUAUCAAAAACGUUGACAAUUAAUCCUGAUCCUAGUCCUUUUUUGGAAGAAGUUAGUGAAGAAGAGUUUCAGCCUUAUCUAAAUAAAAUUAUGCCACUUUUGCAUGAGAAGAUGGAACAGGAUAGCUUGGGGAUAACAAGUAGGCUGGAAGAAUAUACGCCUGAAAAAUGCUAUGAACUUGUACCUGAAGAAUUUUUUGAUCCCAAAUUUCGAGCUGAAAGGCAUUUGGAGGAAAGAUCAAUAGACUACCAAGAAACUUUAAUAUCCCUUUUAGAUAUGGCAGAUGUCUCGAUUUUUCACAAAAUAUCAGACAGAUGAGAAGAAUUUAUGAACGCUGCUGACAACUUGCAAGGCCUAAACUCUCAGGUAACCGACAUGAUACAAAGUUUAGAAUCAAUCUUCCAAGCCAAUGAACAAUUGCUAAAAAACUUGUUAAUUAAGUCAAUAAAAGCAUAUAGACUACAACGCAGGCUUGAAAAUAUCAAGAAAGUUGAAGAAAGAAUCGGCCUAAUUGCAGUUGUAAAAGAAACUCAGCCAACAGUCCAACAGUUAUUAAGUAUUGCGCAGUAUUCAUCAGCUACACAAUUAAUUAUUAAAACACAGCAGACUUUAAAUAGCAAGCUAAAAGGAGUUAAAGCAGUAAGGCACCAAGAGCAGACGCUUACUUCUCUUUAAAUUUGAACAAAAUAUCGUGACCUUUAAAUUAGAUUUUUUCAAUAGAGAAAAUUUUAUAGGUCAAACUAAUUUUUAUAAAAUAAGAUUUUGUCCUAAUUUAAUGCAAGAAGAAUUUUAUUUAAACAUUUCCAUACUGAAUCGAUUCAUAAGAUAAAUUAAAUUCAAAUAUUGCGUUAAUUUAUUAUAAAAAAAAUUAGCCUCUCUUUAAAAUGAAUAGGAUUUUUUCAAUGUGAGCUGGGAAGUUAAUGAAAUAAAACAGCUAGUAGAUAAGCUGCUUGAUGAUGAAUUUCAACAUGUGAUUAUUGAAGAUAUACUCUUAUUAAAGAGCUCGACGUCCUUGAGGCUGUCGGCUCAACCAUAUGAGACUUAUGCAGGGGAGCAAACGGUCAUCUUCGACGACUUCCAUGUGAUCAGGCUCCAAGGAAAGCCUUUCAAGCAUGGCUUCAAUGUUUGCACACACGUAUCUCUUAACAAUUACACUUCUUCUUACUCUUGGCAAUUGUGCACUGGAAGCAGCAGUCAUGUGCGAAUUUAGAAUUCUUAUCUGCACCAUGGUGCCCCCUCUAGAAAUUUGGUUUUCCUGGGUUUCUCUUCUUUCUGGGUGGAACACAGAGUUGUCAGGCUCAUAAAAGCACGCAAUAGUUUUCAAAUAGCUCUUUCCAAGCCUCCUACAUUUAUUGUUACGGCGUAAAGAGUAUCGUCGGGUUAUGUGCAAGCGCUAUUUGCAGGUAAUCGUCUCGCUUGCCCUUGCACUUAGCUGGAGGCAGCUGAACUUGCGAUCUGAGAGGCAGUGGAGUUGUUGAGAUAUAGGUUGAUGCCAAAAAACUAAUUGAUGCAAGUUGGAAUUCAGGCAAAAAUAUUCGAUGUGUUGAAGCAAAGCGUAAAGGCUGGCCUUAUUAUGAUUUCCAAGAGCUUGACACAACGGGAUCUAAGUAUUUAACACUUCUUGCAAAGUAUUAUUUCGAUCUGAUCGGGACAUUUUUUAGCUAUAAGCCAUUUUAGCAUGUCAAUUUUGCAUAGAUAAGGCGCGAUUUUAUUUUCUCAAUUUAUCCCAGAUAUAAAAUUGCUAUUUUUUCGAAAUUUUUUUUAAUUUUAAAACCCCUUGAAGAGGAAGCCUAUAAAUUAAUAAGUUUAUUAAAAUCUAUCUAGCUCCCUUUCAGAAUUUCUUCCAUCAAAUAUCUUUAUAAUUCUAUUUUCAUCGAAAUUUUUAGAUAGCUAAAAAAGCUUCUCCAUAAUUUAUUUGUUUCUAAGCAGUCCAUUUUCCCAACUACUCAGAGAAUAUGCUUCGAUCUUGUAAAAGCAACAUUUAAUCUUUUUUCGUCAGAUAUAAAAGCAUAGGGUGGUUUUGUUGCUACUGACGAAUAAAUUAUAGCGUCCUUUUCAUUUCCUUGAAAGCCAUCAACUGUUUGAAUGGCAAUAUUUUUAUUAUUUGGGUCAUCUUGAGAAAAAUAUUUUUUCAGUUCUUGUUCUUGAGCUUUAUAAGGUUUUAUAAUCCCAACUUCAAUGCUUGGAUUUAAAUUCUGAAGUUUUUGGACUAAAACUUUUAUGAGCCUGAUUUCUUGGAUCAAGUAGAUACUCGAUAAGACUGAAGUCAUCAAGUAAUGGUAAGAUUGCGAACUCUCUGCUCUCACUUGAAAAUUGGCCGAUUGAUAUCAUUCUUCAUUCUUUUAUAUUUUCUUUCAUAAGGGUUUUUUCAAUUUUAAAACCUAUUCCUCCACUGUAGUGACCUCUUGAUAUCCCAAUAAAACUAUAUGGAAUUUCUUUAGAAAAAUCCAUGUCAUAGUACCUUUUAAGAAAAAUAGUUAUUUCAUUUUUUUCGACAUUUAAAAUCAUUUGGACGAUCAAUAUGAUAGUUUCCUUCAAUAUCUUUUUUAAUAUUUACAGUUUUGAUAAAAUUUUGAUUUUCAUAGCAUCUUUGCAAAUGGAUUUAGAAAAUUCGUGCAAAAAUGAAUCAAGCAGUCAAUUUCGGUACUCUUCUAUGUUAUUAAAUAUUCUGGGACUCUGACUUCUCUUAUCCAAUUCAUAAAAAUAUCUCAAGUCGAAAGACAUUAUAUAUUCUUCAAAAGAUUUAUUCGAAUCUUUUAUUAGAUUUAGCUGCUCCUUUAGGCUUCUGCAUCCUUUUGAUGAUAAAGCAUUAGGGUUUGCAUCUUCUCUAUCUCUUUUUUGAAGCUUCUGAGGCAUUGGAUCGUAAGAGAAGGCAGGGAUCCACUCUAAAGAUCGAGAUGAGCUGGUGAGAACAUAAUCCACCCAGAAGUUUUGCUAUUCAAUUUUUUCUUUGAUUUCCUUUUAUGCUUUAAAUUCAAUGAAUCUUCUUGAAGUGUUGAGUGAAAUACUUUCAGUCUUUCUUCCAUCAUAAAUUGCUGAUUUUUCAUUUUAAUUAAAUUAUAAGAACCUUUACCGCAAGAUGAAUCCUUCGAAAAUUCACAUCUUUCUAUGUUUUCUAUGUGUUUUUUAAAAUAAAAAUUAAGCCCCAAAUUCUGUUUUAAUAAAAUGGCAUUAUUUAUAUAUGAAGUAUAUUGAAAGUAUUUUCUGGUUUUCUCAAAUGUUUGAUGCGACCUAUAAGAAAUAUUGCUAAAGCAAAUAGAGAAUGAAUAGGCACAUCUAAGUGUAAUCUUAGAUUUUUGCACUUCUUCGUCUAUUGAAAAAUAUCCUUCAUAUAGUGAUUUAAAUAUUUAAAAUAAUUCAAAAAUUUAGUUAUUCAUUAUCUGCUUAAUUAAUGAGGGUAAGGCUUUUAAGUUUAUUCUUUCGAAGCUUCCAGACUAUUUUGAGUUUAAACAAAUGAGGCAGACCUCAAGAUCCUUUAAACUAAUACACUUUUGUAAAUAAUAGUUUGUCAAAAGUAAUUGGAUCUUCGCUCCAACUAUUAAAGCAGAUAAUCCUUUGCUUAUUAGCAUUGCAAUAAAUAUGGUGCUUUUGCAGUCCAAGCUGAUCCAUAACCAAAAAUAAGUGAAGCUCUUCAUUGAUUUUUAUAUCUUUUAUCCUUGUUCCAAGAUUCUUCGAAUUAAGUUUUGCAAUUUUUUUCACUCCGCAAAAGCUCAUUGUAUCUCUAACUUUCAGCUUAGGAAUUUUCAAUAGAUCUUUGCUAAUAGGUAUUCCUAUUCCAAUACAAGCUGUAAUGAGGCACAUUCCUUACAACUUAGUUCUCCUGGACUCUGAAUAGGCUUUUCUCUCAAGCUCAGUAUUUUUUCGUUAUUUUCUUCAGCCCAAUUAAAUAUCAUAGGCUUUCUAAAAUUCGUUCUUUCAGGGGACAAAAAAAUAUUGUGAGAAAUUUGUAAAUAAAGGUGAAUUAUCAUGCCAAGGGUUCAGACUUUUAGGCUAAUAAAUUUCAAGCAGAAUUUAUAUUUUCCACAAAAAUUAGAAUCAUUAUUAUCAUCAUAUAUUUCAAUAUUUUUAAGCUGUCUCUGGAAUAAAUUUGCAUAUUCUUCUAAAAUUUUCUUUAUAUAUUGAUACUGCUGUAUAAUUGAUAUCAUUUGCGUCUAAUUCAUUAAUCUUUAAUAUUGCUGAAAUGAUCUGGUCCAUAUCAACAAGCUUCUUACAGAGUAAGCAAUUUGAAUUUUUAAAUUUCAGACAUUUUUGGCUUGCUAAAAUGGCUUAUAGCUAAAAAAUGUCCCGAUCAGAUCGAAAUAAUACUUUGCAAGAAGUAUUAAAUACUUAGAUCCCGUUGUGUCAAGCUCUUGGAAAUCAUAAUAAGGCCAGCCUUUACGCUUUGCUUCAACACAUCGAAUAUUUUUGCCUGAAUUCCAACUUGCAUCAAUUAGUUUUUUUGGCAUCAACCUAUAUCUCAACAACUCCACUGCCUCUCAGAUCGCAAGUUCAGCUGCCUCCAGCUAAGUGCAAGGGCAAGCGAGACGAUUACCUGCAAAUAGCGCUUGCACAUAACCCGACGAUACUCUUUACGCCGUAACAAUAAAUGUAGGAGGCUUGGAAAGAGCUAUUUGAAAACUAUUGCGUGCUUUUAUGAGCCUGACAACUCUGCGUUCCACCCAGAAAGAAGAGAAACCCAGGAAAACCAAAUUUCUAGAGGGGGCACCAUGGUGCAGAUAAGAAUUCUAAAUUCGCACAUGACUGCUGCUUCCAGUGCACAAUUGCCAAGAGUAAGAAGAAGUGUAAUUGUUAAGAGAUACGUGUGUGCAAACAUUGAAGCCAUGCUUGAAAGGCUUUCCUUGGAGCCUGAUCACAUGGAAGUCGUCGAAGAUGACCGUUUGCUCCCCUGCAUAAGUCUCAUAUGGUUGAGCCGACAGCCUCAAGGACGUCGAGCUCUUUAAUAAGAGUAUAUUCUAAAUAAAGUGUUUGAGCAGACAGAUAAACUUGUGAAAAUGUUGAAAAGCUCGCAGGGGGAAGAUAAUUUGGCAAAACUUAUUCCAAAGGAUUUGGAUAAGCUCAGGCUGGAAAGUUUAGUUGAUAAUAAAAUACACUCUGGGACUUUACAGCAGAGCUUGGAAACAUUGACUGAUUUGCUAGUUAAAGAUAUGAAAAUAAACGGGCCAUAAUUUAUAUGAUAUACAAUUUGUGCAUAAUACUACAUAUUAUUGUGAUAUAUAAAGAAAUUUAUUUAUAAUUUGUCAAUUUUUUAUAUAAUUCCAAUUUUUAGUUUCAUUAUUUUAAAAUGUGCAAAAUCGACUGAGCCAAAUAAAUCUAGUCAAACUUAUAGGUCAGCUAGGAGUAAUAAAAACUGACGAAUCCUCAAAAUGGCUAAAUAUCAGCCACCCUCAUCUUUUAAUUGUUUUCAAAGCUUUUUAUUACGUUUUUCAAGCAACUCUACAACGUUUAAGUAUUUUUGGAACAAUUGUCCUAAACAAAUUAGGAGCAAAUGGCGAUAUGAGUUAUUAUGAUUUAAAGCAAGUCCUAUACAGCCAAACUAAUUCUAGGCAGAUAAUUUCUGAUUUAAAUCAAUUCGAAACUACAUUAGCAGGCUUAUUUUUUUCAAAAUAUACCAAAAUUUUAAGAAUCCGCUCAGAAUCAAUAAAAUCUUUAAAUCUUUUAGAGCUCUGUCAGCUUUAUGAACAAAUAGAAAAACUGUCUUCAGCCUGAAAAAAUUUCUCAAAUCAGCAGUCAAAUUCUGCUUUAGCUAGUUUUCUCCAGCAUGAAAAAGACUAUCCCUAUAUAAAUAAUCUGGCCAUUUUACAAUACUUCUCUUUAUAAUAUAAUAAAUAUUAUAAUUAACUAUAUAUUUCUGCGUUCCAUGAGAAAAAAAUUGGUGAGCUUUCAGCUUUAUUAGAAGGCGAAACCUGGGCCAAAGUCGACGUCCCUGAAGACAUGCUCCAAAUUAUUAUGUCCCACCGGUCAGAAUCAGCAAGAAUUGGAGGUAUGAGACUAGAAACCCCAGACUUCUCAGCGACAGCUUGCUUACUGAUGUUUUACAAAAUCAUUUAUGAGUACGUCAAAAUGUGUGAAGAACUUCAAAUCCCUAACGAAAUCGGAAGCAGGAUGGUCGAAAUGCUUAAGUUUUACAACUCAAAGACCUUCCACCUCAUAGCAUCUGCAGGAGCAACCCAAUUUCGGCUUAAAAAAAUCACUUCCAAGCAUCUUGGGUUAUCUGUACAAGGGAUUACUUUUAUUUUAGAAGAACUCCCAUAUAUAGAAAUGAGACUUUCCAGCAAAAUUAAAGACUAUGACACCUUAUUAUCCCCUGAAAUCCAGUCUGCCAAAGAUGACUAUAACGCCCAUCUUAAAGAAGUCUACAAUAAAAUCACCCGAAUUAUUACAGAAAGGGUCACUAAAAAGUGCCAAGAAGCCACAAAAGACGCCAAAUGGGAAAUGAUGAUAUCCCCUAACCAAACAGACAAAGAUUACUAUAUAAACCAAAUAAUAUCUGACGUGUCUUCUAUGAACAGCAUUUUAUGCACAGUUUUGAAUGCUUCACAAAUGCAGAUAGUCUUUGGGCAGAUUUUUAGCUCGAUACAGGAAUCAUUGAUAAAUUUGUAUGGGUCGAUUGUGAUUGAUUCGUAUACACCGGCACAGAGGGUGAAAAAUGAUAUGCAGAAACUUGUGAUGAGCUUGAGGGAAAAGCUGGGAUCGAGCAGCAUACAGGAAUUUAUUGAAGAUUUGGAAGAAAGGCUGCAGAAGUUUGUGGCUGAUAAGUGCCAGGCUUAUUUGAAUGUGUAG
Molecule: messenger RNA, 6966 nt
Organism: Blepharisma stoltei
Lineage: Eukaryota; Ciliophora; Heterotrichea; Heterotrichida; Blepharismidae
Source: the annotation of a GenBank genome assembly